AUGGACAUACAGAAGGAGACCGAAAGCGUUUUGGCUAUAGCAGACGAUGUUAUUGCCUCCAUUGGGACAAACUCUUUGGUAUCUGGAACAGAGCUUUAUCAGUCCUUCGAGGGAAGAAAAGUGUCUAAAUCCUGCAAAAAUGGCGUUGACAAAUCAGUUCAGACUCAGACGUAUUCACUACACAAAUCAACGCAACAUUGUGAAUCUAAAAAGAAUGUUGCUAUACAGAACGCACCGCUGAGUUUUCACCGGAGUACAGAGACAGAGUCGUUUGGUUUUUCGACUGCGACACAAACCGAGCCGGAUAUCCUACCUGAUAUCAUUAGAGUUUCUUUUCAAAAGACGUCUAAUAUGGUGUCUAUAGCAAAUCUGAAAAUGGAAGAGUUAUGGCUCGGUUUACAAAACCGCUUUAAUCGUUGUAGUUCUGAGCUUCAAAGAUUGGCAACUUUUGUAAAAUCGCUCCGCAGAUCACGUGAUGCCCUGGAGGUCAACCUGCGGAAUGCGCAUAUGGUAAUGGAGAUCACUUCGUUGGUGCAGUUAGAAUUAGAAGCCCGUUUUGUUAUUUGGGCAGAAGAACGGGAUUCACGGAAUGACAUAUCGUUCACGGCGUAUCGUAACAUGAUUGGUUUCCUUAGAGAAAUUGAAGCAGACUUUUUUGUAGCUCGAAGUGAAUUGGUUGAAAAGCUAGACGACAUAGAUGCCUUGCAAAGAGAGCUUUCUGAUCGCAAAGAGAAGAAUGUCAUGAUCAGUGCCAAUGGAACCGAUUUAGCCUGUGAUUCUGUAUCGGGAAAACUUCAAUCGGAAAAUGAAGAUGAUGGGGUAUCCCUCAAGGAAAUGAAAAAGUUGUUAACAGAGUGUUGGGUUGUUUUGGGCCAAGACGCAUAG
Messenger RNA from Trypanosoma grayi, 885 nucleotides. RefSeq lists its product as hypothetical. The transcript has a single exon. Lineage: Eukaryota; Euglenozoa; Kinetoplastea; Trypanosomatida; Trypanosomatidae. The coding region runs from base 1 to 885 and encodes 294 amino acids. The record is from RefSeq and is a predicted model, not a curated record.